AUGAAGUUCUCCACCACCCUGAUUGCCCUCGUUGCUGCCGGUCUGGCCAACGCUCAGCUUCCUGAUGUGCCUUCUUGCUCGCUGAGCUGCUUCGUCACUGCCCUGACCACCGAUGGCUGCUCGUCCCUGACCGACUUCGCCUGCCAUUGCCAGAAGCCCCAGCUGGUUAGCACCAUCACCCCCUGUGUGCAGAAGGCCUGCGCCGUCUCGGACCAGAUCUCCGUCUCCAACGCCGUCGUCGCCCAGUGCUCUUCCGCCGGCCACCCCAUCUCGGUGCCCCCAAUUGAGACCGCCACCUCUGCCAGCUCCACCAGCUCUUCCUCCUCUGCCUCGGCCACCGACAGCUCCAGCAGCUCCGCUACUGCCACUGCUACUGGCUCUGGCUCGUCCUCCGCCUCGGCCUCCUCCACCGCUACCGGUGGCUCUGGCUCGUCCUCUUCGUCUGCUGCUGGCUCCACCGGUGCUCACGGCUCCACCCCCGCUGGCACUUCCACCCCUCUGCCCUCCAAGACCGCCACCGGUACUGCUGCCGGCGCUACUACUUCCCCCGCCUUCAACGCUGCCGCCAACAUGAAGGGCAACAUGGCCGGUGUUGCUGCCAUUGCUGCUGCCGCUGCUUACAUCCUGUAA
Molecule: messenger RNA, 630 nt
Organism: Penicillium subrubescens
Lineage: Eukaryota; Fungi; Ascomycota; Eurotiomycetes; Eurotiales; Aspergillaceae
Product: CFEM domain-containing protein
Exons: 3
Coding region: 1-630 (209 amino acids)
Source: RefSeq, a predicted model, not a curated record